AUGACAGAGUAUAGCGCACAGAUGGUUCUACUUGGUGAUCCACAGAUGGAAGGUGACCAUAAGGCAAACAGAGGAUUGGAUGGACGUUACAAUGUGUGGUUUAAUGACAACUACUUUAGACACAUUGUAUCAAACAUUGAUUACUAUUUGGCACCGUCUCAUGUUGUUGUGUUGGGUGAUCUCUUUUCAUCACAGAAUCUUGGAGACAAUGAAUUCAACAAGAGAGUAGGUCGGUACUCUAGUAUAUUUGAACCACUUCGUAACCAUCAUACCGUUCUCAUCAAUGUCACUGGUAAUCACGAUAUUGGUUAUGGAAAUGAAGCAAGUAAGAGAAAGAUUACUCGGUUUGAAAAUGCAUUUGGCCGUGUCAAUGAUAAAUGGUUUAUCGGUGGUCACAUCUUUGCAGUUUUUAAUUCAAUGGUAUUAGAUGACACACCAAUAGAUACACAAGUCAAAGAUGAAACAUGGCAAUUCUUACGUGACCUAGCUGAAGAACGAAAGUCUAGUGGAAUUCCAAUAGUCUUGGCUACUCAUAUCCCUUUAUUUAAAAAUUAUACUCAACAUGAUCUUGUUUCAAAUCCAACCGAACAACAACAACCAACAAUUAAUAAUACAACAACAGAUGAAUCACAACCUAUAAAUAAUGAAAUGAAAGAAUCAUCAUCAUCACUUAAAAUAACUUCAACAAAAAAUACUAAACCAACAAUAGUUGAUCAUUCAAAUAUGAAAGAUUCAAUACCAUUUCAUUUUAAUGCAAUGUGCAUUGAACCAUAUAUAGUUCAUCGGUCAGGUGAUCAUAUUAAAGAACAGACAAUGUUGUCUCAAGAGACUACACAAUUCAUAUUGGAUGAAUUGCAACCAGAGUUUAUCGUAAAUGGACACGAUCAUGAUGGUUGCAUUUAUAGACACAAUAACAAGACGGUGGAAUAUACAAUCAGAUCGAUGAUGGGUGGUUUUGGAGGCUACUCUGCACUCUUUGAAAUCCACCCCAACGAUGAACAAGCCACCUCUUUUUCCUACAGUUACAAGAUCUGUCCUUUUGUUGAAACUAAAUACAUCAACAUUUCAUUUGGCGUAUCUGCUGCCAUCAUUGGUCUAUUUUUACUAUUUAAUCUAAUUAGAUUGUUAUGGUAUUCAUCAAAACAACUCUAUCAAUAUUUAAAUGGUAAAAAAUAUAUUUCAAUCAUUAUACUUUACUUUAAAUCUAAAAAGAAUAUUAAUAAUAAUAAGAAAUAUAAUAAUAUUAAUAUUAAUAAUAAUAAUAUUAAAAAGUAUAAUAUUAAUAAUAAUAAAUCAUCAAAGAAAUAUGAUUAA
This is a messenger RNA of Cavenderia fasciculata, 1314 nucleotides long. RefSeq lists its product as uncharacterized. Bases 1 to 1314 code for a protein of 437 amino acids. The transcript has a single exon. NCBI's taxonomy places the organism in Eukaryota, Evosea, Eumycetozoa, Acytosteliales, Cavenderiaceae. Gene Ontology annotation, cellular component: endoplasmic reticulum. The record is from RefSeq and is a predicted model, not a curated record. Gene Ontology annotation, molecular function: hydrolase activity. Gene Ontology annotation, biological process: GPI anchor biosynthetic process.